Pectinophora gossypiella (pink bollworm) is the source of this 2684-nucleotide messenger RNA. It is a transcript of the gene Sans, whose product is annotated as Usher syndrome type-1G protein homolog. Lineage: Eukaryota; Metazoa; Arthropoda; Insecta; Lepidoptera; Gelechiidae. The coding region runs from base 321 to 1790 and encodes 489 amino acids. The record is from RefSeq and is a predicted model, not a curated record. Gene Ontology annotation, molecular function: protein binding. The transcript is spliced from 9 exons.
UUUUUUUUCGCAGACGCAAGCGAGCAAGCGCAGGUGAUCCACGUAGUGAGUUUUUAUCAAAUUGUGCACAGGUGUUUGUUUUUAAAUCGAGUUUUUUCGUUAUUUAUUUACAAGGUGAUGAAAUAAACAUUCCGAAAAAGUGAUAAAGUGUAGUGGAAAACCUGUUCUGGUGGUGUUGCCUUACAACAAAAUAGUAACUUUCUCGGCUUAUCAAUUUCGCGGUGUCAAACGUAAAGUAUCAAAGUAAAAUGAGUUGAACAAACUGUCAACGGUUCUCGGACAUUGUAGUUUAGUUUACCAGUGAAUGAAAUAGUUUCAAAAUGACCACAGAUAGGUUUCAUAAAGCCGCCAAGGAUGGUCUGUUGGAGGUGCUGCGUGAGGCGACGCGCAAGGAAUGCAACAAUAAGGAUGAGUCCGGGAUGACCCCCACACUGUGGGCCGCCUUCGAGGGACACAUCGAGGCCCUGAGGCUGCUGUGUGGACGGGGAGGCGAGCCCGACAAAGCAGACUACUUCGGCAACACAGCGUUGCACCUCGCAGCCGCUAGAGGGCACAAGGAGUGCGUUACUUUCCUUGUCAACUUCGGAGCGAACGUGUACGCCAUGGACGUGGACGGGCACACGGCGCAGGAGUUGGCGGCCAUCAACAACAGGGACGACAUCCUGCGGUUCCUCGACGCUGCUACUGCUAAGCUUGAGAAUAAUGACAAGAAAAAAGCAAAAUCCCUCAAAGAAAAAGCCAAAAAAGACCAUGACAAGUCACAGAAGCAAUAUCAGAAGCGGCAGAGCAAGGCUGAAGUCCUGGCGGAGAAGGAGCUGAAGAAACUGACUAAGGAGUGGGAAGGUUACAAUGAGGACAUGUCCACCAUGCCGCAUCGACCCAGCACCGUGCUUAUGGCGCUCAAACAAAAGAUGACUAGGUCUACCAGCCAAGGCAACCUGCUGGCAGAAGAGCAGCCGCGUCCAACGUACAGUGCUCUAGUAGGCACCGUCAACUCCGGCGCGCGCGGACGCGGUGCUGUCUAUAAGAAGGCUCUAGCUAGCAAGAUGCGCAACGGAACCGUCGGCAGGAACGGACCUACUGAUGAUUUCAAGGUGGGCGAAGUAGAAACGACAGGUCGUCGAUCAGUGACGUCACUUAGUGGUCUGCGGCGGGACUCGGAGGUAAUGUAUGUGGGCACCUUUGGAGCGGGCCCGCAGCAGCGCGGCAAUGUGGCUGAUGUCUUCACCGAGGCCGAUACUAGAAAACAAACGCUUACCAGGUCAGCGAGUCAGCCGGACUUCACAGCACCGUCCGGCGAAGACAGUGGCAUUGGACAGGAGGUUCUACUGCAGGAGCCCGCCAGCAUAUUCGACAGGCCUGGCUUUGGCAGUGUCGCCUUCAGACGUUCUAUAACAGCGACGCUGGGCGCGUUGCCGACAGGCGCGGCGGGCGCGGGCGAAGACCUCUCCAUCGGGUCCGCUGGCUCGCUCGCUCGGCAUGCGUACCAGCCCGCUGAGUGGAACACGCAGCAUUCUGAAAGUUCCACGGUGACAUCCGACGAAGAAGGAGAGGCCGAGGAAUCGGGCUAUGCGUCCCUAGAACGCUUCCUCACAGCGUGGGGCCUAUCACAGUACGUACAGAAGUUCAAAGAUGAGCAAAUAGACCUGGAUGCCCUCAUGCUGCUUACAGAGAGUGAUAUGAAGUCUCUAGGGCUUCCACUAGGCCCUUAUAGGAAACUAGUGACUGCUGUGCAAGAGAGGAAGCAAGCGUUAUCACACCCCGGUGCUAUGGUGGAUACUGCUAUUUGAUGGAAGGUUAUAUGAGUGACAAGCUGACGAGUUUGUUGGGGACUUAACAACAUGACAAGCUUUUGACAAAGGGGUAUGUUGGUGUGAAUUUUCGUUAGAUAUUUUUCAAUAUCUGUCAGUGUUGAUCAUUUGAAGAUAUCUUAAUUUACUGCUAUUUUACCUGGCACUUUAAGUCACCACAAAACUACUCACUUCGUAAGUGGUAUAAUCACAAGAAUUACCCAACUUUUUAUAUAAUUUCGCAAUGUAUCUACAUAUAGGUAAUCAGAAUGGUAAUGCGAUUUAACCUCUAUUUGUAUACAAUUUGACUGGUCUAUUUAAUAUUAUUAACAUAAAUAUUUUCUUACUAGUUUCAAUAAUGCAAGUCAGCCUAUUCUCUUAUUUGACGAUAGAGUUAUAUUAUGACACUAGUUCUGUAAACAAUGUAAUGGUAAAUCUGGAGUUUAUAAAGUUUAAGUUAUUUUCGCACGUUGACGUGUUUUGUGUGUUCUUUUUACUUUUCCUACGAGACAUAAAACCACAGAUAAUAGAAUGUACUUACUGUACCGGCUAGAAGCGCCGUAAUAUAUAUUAAAUUUGCCAAGCGCGUUGAUCUAGCAACGUUUAGUACUUCCUUGUUUUUGACUCCUAAAAGUAGUGUUUUCUCCAGAAGCACAGACUUUCUAUUUAAUUAGGAGACAGUACAUAAAAUAUUAUAUUUUCUGUAUUUUUUGUGUCGAAUCGUGUUCGUUGUAUUAAACAUGUACCAAUAUAAAUAAAUAUAGUUUUGUAAUGCAUUGCCUCAUGAAAUGUGAUAAGUUAUAACAUUCCAUCCAGUGUACGUCCAAUAUCGCCAUAUAAUAGUAAAUACUUUUUGUACAAAGAUGUGUUAAUAUACUUUUUUAUAAAUAAUAA